CGGUGUGGAUUAGCGGAACAAGUUAUCUUUUAAGAUAGUACUUUAUAAGAGUGGGUAAAUUUUUGUUUUUGAGCGUACCGGAUCCUGAUUUCGCUCAUUAUCUAAAGAAAAAAUGUGUCAGGUGAUUUUAUCUUAUUCGCCUCCAAACGUGGUGUGUUCCAUACCUGACUUUUUAAACGAAUUCUAAUUUUAAAAUUGAAAUUUUUAUGAUAGCACAACAAAUUGCAUGUUUACCAACCGCAGAAUUACGCCCUACUUAACCUACCGCGGUUCUUUAAAUGUCAAGAUGACUGGGUAGGGUGUUGUCGCAAGUUUUUUUGCACCUGAAACGCUUGUUACUUAAAGUUGUUUUUUUAAAAAGCAUGCCGACAUAGACCGACAUUUAUCGGCAAAGACGAUUUGAAAAGUGUGCAGAAAAUGGCGAGUUACUACCGCGGAUUGCUUGACACCUUUUGGAGCCCCUACGUUUGGCUGCCUCCCAACACCACCUGGCUUGAUAUAGCUCCAGAUGCCGACCCCAAUGUCGCUCAUGCCGACUACCGACAUCUUUUGUAUCCUUUGCCGAUGGCUUUAGUAAUGCUAGUUUUGAGAUACUGCUUUGAAAAGUAUUGGUUUGCACCUGUUGGUAUUUCGUUAGGAAUAAAAAGUAGUAAACCUAAGAAUGCGCCCUAUAAUGAAGUUUUGGAAAAGGCCUAUGCCCAAUCAAAAAAAUGGAAACACAAACAGAUCCAGGGUUUAGCAAAGCAGUUAGAUAUGACAGAAAGGCAAGUUGAAAGGUGGCUGCGACUGAGGAAAGGCCAGAACAAGCCUUCUACUUUAACAAAGUUCUGUGAAAAUUCGUGGCGGUGUCUUUAUUAUAUAUGUAGCUUUUUGUAUGGCCUGCUUAUUUUAUGGGAUAAACCCUGGCUUUGGGAUAUUAAUGAAUGUUGGAAUGGGUUCCCACACCAAUCAGUUACGAGCGAUAUCUGGUGGUACUACAUGAUUUCGAUGUCGUUCUAUUGGUCAUUGUGUGUGUCGCAGUUCUUCGAUGUAAGACGGAAAGACUUCUGGCAAAUGUUCAUCCACCAUAUAGCUACUAUACUGCUGAUGUGCCUCUCGUGGGUAGUCAAUGUGUUUAGGAUAGGCAGUUUGGUGCUUGUGGUGCACGAUUGCGCUGACAUAUUCCUAGAAGCGGCCAAAAUGACCAAAUAUUCCGGCUAUCAAAAGCUCUGCGACACAAUAUUCGCCAUCUUCAUAGUACUGUGGAUAGUAACAAGACUAGGUUUCUAUCCAUUCUGGAUCAUAAAAAAUACUUCAAUAGACGCCCCGAAAAUAGUUCCGAUGUUUCCCGCUUAUUACAUUUUUAACGGGUUGCUGUGUUUGUUGUUGGUGUUGCAUAUGUUCUGGACAUACCUCAUCCUGAAACUAGCUUACAACUCGUUAAACGCCGGACAGAUGGAAGGCGACAUUCGCUCGAGCGACGAUUACAGCGAAGACUCAAAGUCUCAGUGAGAAAUUUUACAAAAAUUUUGUGAGUUCAAUCAGCUCGUUUACGAUGUCGUUAGCAAUGAAUAAUUUUAAGAUGGAAGCAUUUCAUCAUUUCGUCGCAACUCUGUUGCUGAUUUUCUUUUCAUAAAUUUUGUAAUGGAACGAUAAGUUGAUGUUUUUUAGAGGUAAAUACUGUUUUCAAAUCGGCCUUUAGAUUUUUGUUUGAUAACUCCAAACUCUAACCUUUUUUACUUAAAAAAUCGCACACAACAUCAUCUCAUCCUUACCGUGCUACUAAUGUUUUAUGUAAGAUUUGUUGUAAUCCUAGUUCUUAUUUAUCUUGAUUUGCACUACAUAAUUAACAUACAGAACUAAAUUCGUUGUAGUUCAGUUUGUUUCUUAAGGUCAAAAAUGAACCUCAGAAAAUAUAAAUUCUGAAUUAUUGAGUAAGCCAAGGAAAUCGAAACCUUCCAAGCUAAAUACAAAUCACUCAGCCCUUAUUGAGUUGUUCCGUGAAGUGCAAUUCAAGUUUUAGCUUGUUUUCUAGAGAAUAGUUAUUUUCUUUACUAUUGUUCUCACCAUUUAUAAAAGGAGUUAAUCAAUUUUGUUUAUGAAGUAAUAUCUCGUGCUACUAAGUCGCGAGAAAUAUUUUUAUACCGUGUAUUUGUAGCUUUAUUUCUGUAUAAUUUCUAAAGAAAAUCUAUAAAUCUAAGGAAAUUUGCUUUGUUUUUAUAUAUAGGGUGGUUCGGAAGAAUUGCAACCAAUUAAUACAGAAUAAAAGUUUCCAUGCCCUUGAAGAUAGGAACGAAACUGUACUAUAAUAAAAAAGUCAUAGUAUGGGCUUGUUAAUUGUUCCAAUACAUCCUCACCCUGUAUAUAUAUUUUAGUACCAUUUAUUAGAAUAAGAGGUAUGUUAGAGGUACCGAAAUGGAACCUGGAGACUCCAAAGAUUUAAAGUAAUUUCGCUUAUUUAUUUUGUGUACUUUAUUGAAAUACGUAUUUUUUGAAAACAAUACACUAAGUUUAAGCUCGAGACAUUCCGCGAUUAUACGAAAAUUCAUACACGUUAGUUGGAUCUGCAUGCCUUCAUUUACAUCACAAAUUUUUACUAUUGUUGGUUUAUGUGCAAAUUGUUUAAGGGCGCGUAACACAAUCGCAGACAGAAUGUGAAAGAUGUUUGUAAUAAAGUGUAAA
This is a messenger RNA of Cylas formicarius (sweet potato weevil), 2661 nucleotides long. Its product is annotated as ceramide synthase 6. The transcript is spliced from 6 exons. Gene Ontology annotation, biological process: ceramide biosynthetic process. Gene Ontology annotation, cellular component: membrane. The coding region runs from base 418 to 1491 and encodes 357 amino acids. Gene Ontology annotation, molecular function: sphingosine N-acyltransferase activity; DNA binding. NCBI's taxonomy places the organism in Eukaryota, Metazoa, Arthropoda, Insecta, Coleoptera, Brentidae. The record is from RefSeq and is a predicted model, not a curated record.